Molecule: messenger RNA, 2274 nt
Organism: Suhomyces tanzawaensis NRRL Y-17324
Lineage: Eukaryota; Fungi; Ascomycota; Pichiomycetes; Serinales; Debaryomycetaceae
Gene: TSR1
Product: Tsr1p
Exons: 1
Coding region: 1-2274 (757 amino acids)
Biological process (GO): ribosome biogenesis; endonucleolytic cleavage of tricistronic rRNA transcript (SSU-rRNA, 5.8S rRNA, LSU-rRNA); maturation of SSU-rRNA from tricistronic rRNA transcript (SSU-rRNA, 5.8S rRNA, LSU-rRNA)
Cellular component (GO): preribosome, small subunit precursor; nucleus
Molecular function (GO): GTPase activity; U3 snoRNA binding; GTP binding
Source: RefSeq, a predicted model, not a curated record
AUGGCUAAGGGGGGACAUUCACAUCGUUCUACAUUGAAGAACGACCACAAGCCAUUCAAGUCAAAGCAUGCAUCCAAGGGACAAUUGAAAAACCAGCACAAGGGUAAGGUGGAAAAGUCUGCUGCCGGGGGCUCCAAGUCCAAGGUCCUCAGUAAGAUCGAAAGAAAGAACUUAUCCAAGCAAUUAAAAGAGAAUAAGAUUUUGGAGUCCAAGAUGACCAGAAAAUUGUUCGAGGGCUCCCAGGGUGCCGAGAAGAUCGUCACUGUAAUUGCAUUAACCAACGACAUCGAUGCUGCCCAAAUCGCCCAAAAGUUGUUGGAACAAGAGUUGACCCAUCCCCUCGCCACUCCCUCUGUCACCAACGUCAAGGUAACAAAAUUCAAGUCCAACUUGAAGGUCAUCAUUCCCGACCAUAACGAUAUGCUUGCCAUUCUUGAUGCGGCCAAGGUUGCCGAUUACGUUGUUUUUGGUAUUUCUGCCACAGAGGAGGUUGAUAAAGCAUUUGGUGAGCAGGUUUUGCGUGCUCUUACUGCCCAGGGUAUUGCCUCCGUUAUCGGAGUCUUGCCAAAUGUUGUCAGCGCAUACCCAAAGAGAAACCUUCAAAUGGAUAUCAGACAAUCGUUACAAUCGUUCUUCAAUCAUUUCUUCCCUAACGAGGACAAGCUCUACGCCUUGGAGGCUGACUCGGAGAACUCCAACUGUUUGAGAACAAUCUGUCAAAAGUUUCCUAAAUCCAUCAAGUGGAGAGAUGCAAGAGGCUACAUGGUGGCCGACAACGCAUACUGGUCUGGAAACGAAGAUGGAACGGUUGUUCUUGAAGGUACUGUCAGAGGUAUCGGUUUCAACGCCAACAGAUUGGUGCACGUUCCUGGCUUUGGAGACUUCCAGAUCGAAAAGAUCGAAAAGUUACCCAAGGGUCGUGCUAACAUGGACAUCGAUACUGAGUUUUACGUUCCAGAUGAAAACCAAGAAACCUUGGAGGAACUCAACCCUGAGGAGAUCGAGAUGGACGAUGACAUGGACUUCUACAAUGAAGAUAAUGACCUUGGAGUCAGAAUGGACGGUAGAACCUAUUUCGACGACGAUGGAGUCAAGAGAAGCGAACACAAGAAAUUGCCAAAGGGAACCUCAGAAUACCAAGGAAGAUGGUUUAUCAACGAUGUUUUGGAAGAUGCAUCUGAUUUGGAAAGUGACGAAGAGCCCAUGAUUGAGGAAGUCGAUAUGGAAGAAGACAUGGUUCCAGCCGAGCCCACUGGCACUGAAUACGCCCCCACCGAAUUCACAGAAAUGCAUGUUGAAUUAACGCCUGAAGAGGAAGAGAGACAGUUAGCGGAAUACCGUCAAUUGGAAAAGGACGAUCUCGAAUUCCCUGACGAAAUCGAAUUGAAUCCUUCGGAGUCCGGUAAAGAGAGAUUGGCUGCUUUCAGAGGAAUCAAGUCCUUGUACAACUGUGACUGGGACUACGACGAGCACGACGUGGAGUCCCCCAGUAUCUGGAAGAGAUUGUUGAGGAUUUCCAACUACAAGGCCACCAAGAAUAGAGUCACCAAGGAGGCCAUUAAAGAGGUCCAGGUAAACAUUGGAGAAAAGGCCAGAAUUUUCAUCAAAGCUCCAGCUUUCAUGUUGGAAAAAUUCAACUGCAAUGUGCAGCCAUUGACAAUCUACGAGUUGUUCCAAUACGAACACAAGUUGGCUGUGUGCAACUUCUCUUUCCAAUCUUGGGAAGACUAUGAAGCCCCAGUUCCCUCCAAGGAGUCUUUGGUGGUGCAAUACGGGCCAAGAAGACAAGUCAUCCAACCUGCAUUCAACCAAGCAUCCAAUAACUCCAAUAAUGUGCAUAAAUACGAGUCGUUUGUGCAUCAAGGAAACACGUCCAUUGCCACUGCCAUCGCGCCAGUAUUGUUCAACAGUGCUCCUGUGAUCUACUUCAAGCCAGCACAAGAGGGAGGCAUCGAAUUCGUGGGCCAGGGAACCUUCUUGAACUGUGACCACACCCGUGUAGUUGCUCAGAGAGCUGUCUUGACUGGCCAUGCUAUCAAGAUCCACAAGAGAGUUGUUACUGUUCGUUACAUGUUCUUUAAUGCUGAGGACAUCAACUGGUUCAAGGCCAUUCCUUUGUUCACCAAGUCUGGAAGAAGCGGGUUCAUCAAGGAAAGUCUUGGUACUCAUGGUUACUUCAAGGCACAAUUUGACGGUAAAUUGAGCUCUCAAGACGUUAUCGCCAUGAGCAUGUACAAGAGGGUGUGGCCCGACGUGUCCGCAGCUUUCGAAUGA